Molecule: messenger RNA, 495 nt
Organism: Debaryomyces tyrocola
Lineage: Eukaryota; Fungi; Ascomycota; Pichiomycetes; Serinales; Debaryomycetaceae
Source: the annotation of a GenBank genome assembly
AUGCAAGACCAAACUGAAUUAAACAAAACAAUAGUCAGUGAAUAUUUCGCUGAGUAUUGGGGAAAGGGCAAUGUGGAUAUAGUAGACAAGUUAUGUGCCAACGACUAUUUGAUUCAUUACCCAAUGCAUGGCCCAAGAUAUGGUAGAGAAGCAUCCAAAAAAAUGCUUUCCGAGUUUAGAGAGGCUUUUCCAGACCUUUCAUUUGUUGCCUAUGGUGCUCCCUUGAUAGCCGAAGGUGAUUACGUUAUUGGACGUUGGAUUGGAGGUGGAACACACAUAGGUACAUCGUUUGCUGAUUUGGCUGUUGGGAGCUUGGAUCAGCCAAACACUGGAAAAAAAAUAUAUUUCUCAGGUACAUCAAUUUUCAAAUUGAAGGACGGUAAGAUUAUUUCAGAGAUAGGCGAGGAAGGAGCUUUGACAGCCUUACAGCAGUUAGGCUUAAUUCAACAACCUAACAAAGGGAAGGAAGUUAAAUAUGAUGAAGAAAUUUUAUAG